AUGGGCGACGAUAGAUACUAUACUCUGGCCGAGGGCUGUCCCUUCGCGAAUAGCAGCACAGCUGUCCUGAUGCAAGGUAGGCAGGGCGGCAGCCUCGGGUUACUGCAAGAUACCCAGCUCAUCGAAACCCUUGCUCAUUUCUCUCGGGAGAGAAUUCCCGAGCGUGUCGUUCACGCCAAGGCUGUCGGAUCAUUUGGUGAAUUCGAAGCCACACGCGAUUGCUCUGACUUCACCAGCGCCCAAUUCCUCAACACAGUCGGAAAGAAGACACCCGUGCUGCAGCGGGUGUCAACCGUUGGGCCCGAGUCCGGAUCUGCCGAUACCUCCCGCGAUGUGCACGGAUGGGCGAUGAAGUUUUAUACCGAGGAGGGAAACCAAGAUUUUGUUUUUAACAAUACGCCUGUCUUCUUCAUUCGUGAUCCGAUCAAAUUCCCGUCUAUGAACCGUUCUCACAAGCGGCAUCCUCAGACCCACCUCCCCGACCCGAACAUGUUCUGGGAUUUUCACGUCGGCAAUCCUGAGGGUAUUCACCAACUUCUGGUUCUGUUCAGCGACCGUGGCACGCCUAAAUCAGUUCGCUACAUGAACUCUUACAGCGGACAUACAUACAAAUUUACUCAGGCUGACGGCUCGUUCAAAUAUGCCAAAGUCCACGUCAAAACGCAGCAAGGGGUUGAGAACCUCUCCUCUCAAGAGGCCACCAAAAUCGCCGGGGAGGAUCCUGAUUUUAUGAUCCGUGACAUGUUCGAAGCAAUUGACAGAGGCGACUAUCCUGUCUGGAAUGUCUACGUCCAACUGAUGAGUCCCGAAGAGGCCGAGAGGUACAAGUGGAAUAUCUUUGACAUGACUAAGGUUUGGUCGCACAAGGAUUUCCCUCUGCAGCAGAUUGGUCGACUUACUAUGAACCGCAACCCACAAAACUACUUCGCCGAUAUCGAGCAAGCUGCAUUCUCGCCCUCGACAAUGGUCCCCGGAAUCGCUGCGUCCGCUGAUCCAGUGCUGCAAGCAAGACUCUUCGCAUACCCCGAUGCAGCCCGCUACCGCCUCGGUGUCAACUACCAGCAACUCCCCACCAACGCCGCGAAGGCGCAAGUCUACUGUCCCUUCCAGCGUGACGGAGCCAUGCGAUUUGAUGGUAACUACGGUGGCGACCCCAACUACGUUGGCUCCUCGAUCAAACCCAUCAAGUUCUACCAAGACCAGAAGGGAAUUCGCGCUUCUGCACUGGCCCUACACACCGAACACGAAAAGUGGGCAGGAGAGGUGUCCGCCUAUACCAGCGAGAUCACUGACGAUGAUUUCGUUCAGCCCGCAGCGUUGUGGGAAGUUAUUGGCCGCCAGCCUGGUCACCAGGAUAGAGUCAUCGAGAACCUCGUCGGUAAUAUCAAGGGUGUUAAGUACCCUGAAUUGCGUAAGGCUGUCUAUAGCCUCUUCGGACGUGUCAACAAGGAUCUCGGUUCUAAGUUGCGGCAGCGCACAGAAGCAGCGAUCCAGGCUGCGUAG
Molecule: messenger RNA, 1503 nt
Organism: Penicillium waksmanii
Lineage: Eukaryota; Fungi; Ascomycota; Eurotiomycetes; Eurotiales; Aspergillaceae
Product: catalase
Exons: 11
Coding region: 1-1503 (500 amino acids)
Biological process (GO): response to hydrogen peroxide; hydrogen peroxide catabolic process
Cellular component (GO): mitochondrion; peroxisome; cytoplasm
Molecular function (GO): catalase activity; heme binding
Source: RefSeq, a predicted model, not a curated record